Messenger RNA from Bactrocera oleae (olive fruit fly), 4120 nucleotides. RefSeq lists its product as uncharacterized. Lineage: Eukaryota; Metazoa; Arthropoda; Insecta; Diptera; Tephritidae. The record is from RefSeq and is a predicted model, not a curated record. Gene Ontology annotation, biological process: positive regulation of DNA-templated transcription. Gene Ontology annotation, cellular component: nuclear body.
AGUUGCAAGAGAGUCGGCGGCGCGUACGGAACUAAAGUGUUGUGGUGCAAAUUAGAAGGAACAAAAAUAAAAACAACAAAACAAUCAAGAAAUAAUAAUUAAAUAAAAUAAACGUGCGCGCACACAUCGAUGUAAUAAACGGGCGAAAAUUGUAGCAGCAAGGAUAAACGCCUGAAAGUGUGCUUAAGUAGUGCUGCUGUGUGAGCCGAUUAUCAAAACAAAUACAUACACAUACACCAGCUUACGGAGGCGAACAGCCGAAGCGAAUCGAGUGAGUGAGCGCAAGCUACAUAAGUGGACGACUGCUGAGCAACGAGCUCAGCUGAAUAUUAUUUAUAUUUAUAUACACAUACACACACACACACACAUUUGUGCUACUGGAGGGAGGUUAGGCUGGCCAAGUGCACUUUUGCUAGUUUGAUGGCUUAUUGUUGCUGUCUAGGGGUUGCUUGAUAUUUUCACGUCCUUCACAGUUUUCGUUUUGAACAUUUAUUUUUUCACUUUGCAUGCAUGUGUGUGUGUGUGUGCUUGCACUCGUUUAUCGCACGUUGUACGCCACGGAGUUGCGCUGUUGUGCCUUAGCCGCCGUAGCGCUCAACGGUCCACGGUACAACAAUCUUGGUGCGUCACUUUUGACGACUCGCCCGCGUUUAGUAGGACACAGAGGAGUUGAGCGUCAAGACGCGCGUCAAACCGGUUAUAUACAGGACAGCUACUAACGUGGUUUUUAGGCGCCAACGAAUAUGAGCCAGAAAAGCAGUGCACGCUUAAAGUUGAAGCGUCGUUCCGGUGAGCAAUGGGUAUCCACCAAUCGCGUACUCAACAGCAUAUCGGGCUCAAAGAAAGCUUGCAGUAUCGGACGUAAUCCUAACUUCGAUACAGACGAAACGAAACUGCUCAUACAAUUGUGGGGUGAUCCGAAAGUGCAGCGCACACUUAUUAUAGCGCACAAAAAGCAUGCGGUGCUCUGCGAUCUCGCCGCAAAGAUGCAGCAAUACGGUUACUAUCGCUCGCCGGAAGAGAUAAGCACACGUGUCAAGAAUCUUAAAUGUUUUUACAAUCGUUUGAAGAAAGAAAUCGAAUCGGGCUUGGCAUCGGCGGCUGAGCCCACCUGGAAGCAUUAUGCGGAAAUGGAUGCAAUUAUGAAGCGGCCAAUCUUUAGUGUGCGACCAAAUGAGGUGCCACCACCUUCGCUCAAAUAUCAGUUGGAGAAAGCGCGUGAGGAGCGCGAGGAGCGUAGACAGAAAAUUUUGGAUGAAGGCGGUACUGUGUCUGAAAGUGAUGACGGACUGGAUGAGUUGGUGGCGUUGAGUAAUGGAAAUGCCACGAAACACGACAUUGACGAUGGCAUAAUACCCGAUGUGGAGGUGGAUAUUAACGAUGAGGCUUUUGCGGCCAUUGCUAGUGCGGCGGAGAAGACCGUUAAACCGCUGUCGGCAACCAAACGACGCAAGAUAUCGAAAGCCAGCGACGGCAGUAUGGAGUUGUGUAAUGAAUAUGGGGAGGAGCAUAUCGCCGACACGCGAAGCACCGAUAGCAAUGAUAUGGGAGAAGUGCAAAUUAAGGAGGAAAAUGACAGCAUGGAUAGCGAAGAGUUUCCCUUGUGCAAAGCUGUUAAACGUAAAUCGACGGAUGGUGAAAAGUCUAAACUAAGUCAGCUACAAAAGCAGAACGCCGAGGCGACCACCACUGCGGCUAGCACACUAAUCAAAGAGGAACCCAUCGAUGUGGAUGCCGAGGAAGAAAACGGGGUCAUUGCAACGCAAAAAACCACUAUGCCCACACUAAUCGAACGUUUGGGCGACAACUCGUCGAACCUUAUUAUACCUGUCUCAAGUCCCAUGACGAUUGUUUCCAGCGCCGCCAACGCGUCUAAAGCAUCAACCACAACCACGUCCAGUCUACAAACGACGCCGCAGGGCAAAAUCUCUUUGGUACCCACAAACUUCCUUAUGCAACCCAAGUCAACAACACCAACAACACCAAACGCCACGACACCCAUAGCACCAGCGCCAGCACCAACGCCACUGAUGCCACUUCAUCAGUCACAAAUUCAACUGUUGCCGAAUGCAUUAAAUGCCAGCGGCACAUUGCAGCCCGGACGCAUUUUGCUCAGCGGUACCACGGGUGUAGGCGGCGCACAGGGUACGCCUACCAGUGCAGGCUUUGUGGCUACCGGUCCGGGUGGCAUGAAGCUACUGCUGGUCAAUGCUGAUCAGGCGGCGGCACAAAUGGGUGCCACAAACACGACUUUGAGUAAGACCUUGUUGCCGCAAUUAAAUGCUGCUUUACUACAACAGCAGCAACAACAACAAAAGCAACAGCAACAACAGCAGGCGCAGCAACAACAGCAAUUGCAACAGCAGCAGCAGCAGCAACAGCAACAGGAGCAGCAGGCACAGCAGCUACAAAAGGAACAACAACAGAAACAGCAACAACUACUCAAGAAAGUCGAGGAAGCCAAAGCCAAGGCCGCCAAUAAGCGCCAGCAAAAGCAGCUGCACGACAAGCAGCGACGCGAGGAAUUGCUAUCGCGCAAGGAGGCAGCUAGCAUGCGUAUACUGUUGCGUCACGUAUACAAUGCACAAACGGAGAACAAUGAAAUACAACAGCAGCGGUUGGCGCUGGAACGUGAGCGCUUGGAUUUCGAGCGUUCUGCCGUAGAACGUUUCUUUGCCGAACUACCGAAACUAUUCACACAACAGCAGCAGCAACAACAACAGCAGACGCAAGUGCUGCAACAGCAACAACAACAAGUUGCUGCCGCAAUGCAGGCACACACACAACAAAUGCGUCUUAAUCCACCAAAAUUGGUCUUCACGACCGCAGUGCCUGGCGGCACAAGCAUAGCGGGCGUGACUGGCGGUACGACCAUACUGACACCGACAAAGCUGGCGACCAACGCUUUGCCCAAACUGGCGCCGGCACCAACGGCGGUCAUAGCACAAACUCCGCUCACCGUGACGGUGCCAGCUGCCGAGGUGACUACGAAUGCGCAAAGCGUUGAUGCACAGCUAGUGACACCGAAAACGGAGCGGGAGGACUGAGGUGCUUUUAAUGCGCAUACGAAAAAUACUCACGCUCUCCAAAUAAAGUGCAACAAACGUUAGUGAAAUUUUUUUAAAACAAAAAAAUUAAUGUCGAGGACAUAAAAAUGGCACAAAUUUGCAAUUUGUGUAUUAUUAAAUAAAAUUUACAGUUAUGUGUAUGGAAAAUAUGCGCAUAUUGAUAUUUGAAAGCCUGAAAAUGCUACAAAUGUAAUUUGAACACACAGGCGGAAUUAGUAUUAAUAAUAUUGGGCGCAAAAUUGAAAAUUGUACGUAUAUACAUAUGCAUACAUAUGCAUGUAUUAAUAAAUAUUAUAUAUGAAUUAAAAAUGCAUAGCAAUUAUUUGCAAAAAUUAUGUGUAUAUUUGCACACUAUAAAUUUGUUUAACAAUUGUAAUUUCAAUACUCAUUUAAUUGCUUUUUGUUCGAAAAAUAUUAAUUUAUAUAUUUUUGCAAUAAAUUAACAAUGUAUUACCUAAAAUUUAUAUAUUUUUUAGUAAUUUAUAAAAUUUGUAAAAUAUUUCAUAAAUUAGUUAUAAUUUAUUAGGCAAACUUUCAAAUAACUUAUAUUUUUUAUGUGCAUAAAAUCGUAAGUGCGUAAAAUUUUAAUUUAUAAAUAUAUCUUUUAACAGAUAGCAAACUAUGAAAGCAGAAAUUUAUAUUUUAAACUAUAUUACAGUAGUUUUAAUAUUAAAUUAAAAAAUAUAAUGCAUUUUUACACGUCUUUUGUUGCCUAACAAUUGGAAAUAUUGUGCAAUUGGUCUACUAAUCAUUAUGAAAGUCAAUGAGUUAAUAAUAUAAUUUUAAGCAUAUAAUUUCACAAUAUCUAUAUUCGUAAACUACGUUUAAUACCGUUCACAUUAUUGCUAUGUGGUGUUUCAGUUAAUUGUCUUAAAUACAAUUUUUCUUUGUAAUUUUUUUGCAAAUUUGUAAAAUGCAAAAAUGUAUGUAUUAUAGCAAUACAAAAUAAAAAGCAGCUCUACUAUUUUAACAAUUUGCAUCAUCGUCAAAGAAACAAUAAACUUUAUGAACAAUAUACUCAUUCUAUAUAUAUACAUAUAUAUAGUCUAUAA